AGAGCGGGAAAAACGUCCAUCCAGCAGGUCCUUUUCAACAAUUUACCCCCAAAGCAGACAUUCUAUCUUGAAACGACAAUUCGCAUCGUGAAGCAUGCUGUCGACACAGUCAUUCCUCUUGAAAUAUGGGAUUGCCCCGGAAACGUAACCGUGGAAACGCUUGGAACCCCUCUAUCUCAAUUCUCGACCAUUAUCUUUGUCAUCGACAUCCGAGAUUUAUAUAACAAACCGAUAUCAACACUCGUCGAGUUUAUCGUCGCGGCGGAUCAGCAGAACCCGAACAUUGGCUUGGAGGUCUUUGUUCACAAGGCGGAAAAACUCCAAGAUGAUGAUAAGAUUGAGAGUUUCCGGCAAAUCCACGAGCGUGUAUUAGAUCGCCUGUUGGAUAUUUCUCCGGACUAUGAGCAGAUUCAGCUCAACUUUCACCUAACAUCUGUUUAUGACCAUUCCCUCCAUGAAGCCUUCUCGCGUGUCCUCCACAAACUCGUACCCACUCUUCCAUAUCUCGAAGAAAUCCUCAACGUGUUUUGCGCGAAUUCGCAAGCGCCAAAAGCGUUCCUUUUUGACAUAAGAUCGCGUUUAUACAUCGCAACAGAUGCAUCACCCGUAGAUUCCGCCACUCAUAACCUAUUUUGUGACUACCUUCUCAUGCUAAACUCAUUUGGACCCCUAUACAAGUGUGUUUUCAAAGUUUCUGCCGUACUUUAA
This is a messenger RNA of Laccaria bicolor S238N-H82, 708 nucleotides long. RefSeq lists its product as uncharacterized. NCBI's taxonomy places the organism in Eukaryota, Fungi, Basidiomycota, Agaricomycetes, Agaricales, Hydnangiaceae. The record is from RefSeq and is a predicted model, not a curated record. The transcript has 5 exons. Gene Ontology annotation, molecular function: GTP binding; GTPase activity. The annotation marks the transcript as partial. Gene Ontology annotation, biological process: regulation of autophagy; cellular response to amino acid stimulus; cellular response to starvation. Gene Ontology annotation, cellular component: Gtr1-Gtr2 GTPase complex; fungal-type vacuole membrane; nucleus.